Molecule: messenger RNA, 801 nt
Organism: Saccostrea cuccullata (small rock oyster)
Lineage: Eukaryota; Metazoa; Mollusca; Bivalvia; Ostreida; Ostreidae
Product: RNA-binding protein RO60-like
Exons: 1
Coding region: 1-801 (266 amino acids)
Cellular component (GO): ribonucleoprotein complex
Molecular function (GO): RNA binding
Source: RefSeq, a predicted model, not a curated record
AUGUCUAAGCUGAAAAUCUUUGAAAAAGGCGCGUCAGAGGUGAGGUCAUCCUUUGAAGAAUACUUAGCACUUGACAAACUGAUGAACAAGGAACUAAUAACAAAAGAAAAUGUACAUCCAUUCACCUACAUACUAGCAAUCAAUCAGUAUAAAAAAGGUGAAAACAGAUCAAAAUCACUGCAAUGGCCAGUAAACGUACAGAUUUGCUCUGCACUGAAAGAGGGAUUGUGUUUAUGUUUCGAUAAUAUCAAACCUACAAAGAAAAGAUUUUUGGUGGCAUUGGACAUUGGUAGAUCGAUAGAAAAAAGUGUUACCGUUGUGGGAUCUCCAGCUUUACAAAUACUGGACGUUGCAGCAUUUAUGCUGUCACUGACAAUAAGAACAGAAGAAAAUUACCAUGCAAUAGUUUUCUCGAACAACAGAGCAGCAGCUUUGCCCAUCAGACCCGAUGAUGAUAUCGAUGUGGUAGCUGAUAAAAUAAGGGAAUUCAGAGGUCCAACGAGUGACGUUAUUGCUGAUGCUUCUCUGCCCUUCAAGUACGCAAUUAAAAAUAAAAAGAAAUGUAAUGUUUUCAUCAUUUACACAGAUUCUUUUGGUACUUUAGGAACUCCACAUCCGGCACAAACAUUUCAAUUCUAUCGACAAUCAUCAAACAGUCCUGAUGCCAAAUUGAUUGUCUGUAAUUUGGCCUGUUCUCAUGUAUCUAUCGGAGACAUAGAAGAUCAACACACUUUAACAGUGUGUGGAUUUGAUUCUUAUGUUCCACAUAUCAUAUCUUAUUUUGUUAGCAAUGUAUUUUAA